Gekko japonicus is the source of this 3587-nucleotide messenger RNA. It is a transcript of the gene RUFY3, whose product is annotated as RUN and FYVE domain containing 3. The transcript has 18 exons. NCBI's taxonomy places the organism in Eukaryota, Metazoa, Chordata, Lepidosauria, Squamata, Gekkonidae. Gene Ontology annotation, molecular function: metal ion binding. Bases 65 to 2077 code for a protein of 670 amino acids. Gene Ontology annotation, cellular component: cytoplasm. The record is from RefSeq and is a predicted model, not a curated record. Gene Ontology annotation, biological process: regulation of axonogenesis.
GGAGGGAGGCGGGAAGGAGGAGGAGGAGGAGGGAGGGAGCCGCGGCCGCUCUCGGCGCGCCAGCAUGGAGCGGAGGAGCAGCAGCAGCAGCAGCAGCCCGCCCGCCGCCGAGAAGGAGGGCGAGCCGGCGGAGGAGGAGGAGGCGGAGGAGGCGGAGGAGGCGGAGGCGCCCCCGGACUCGCCCCCGUUCUUCCUUCUCUACCCGGGCCGGGGAGGCGCCGCCGCGCCGGGCUUGCGGCCGCAGAGCGCCUGGAGAGCCGCCCCGCCGGGCCCGUGCGGCGUCCCGCUGCCCGUCCUGCUGAGUUACGUCGGGCCAGAGCCGGGGCAGUACCGGAGCGGCGACGUCGAUCCCAAUUAUCUCAUGGCUAAUGAACGCAUGAACCUGAUGAACAUGGCUAAGCUGAGUAUAAAGGGCUUGAUUGAAUCCGCACUUAAUCUCGGCAGAACGUUGGACUCUGACUAUGCACCCCUUCAGCAGUUUUUUGUAGUAAUGGAACACUGCCUUAAACAUGGUUUAAAAGCCAAGAAGACUUUUCUGGGCCAAAACAAGUCAUUUUGGGGACCUCUGGAGUUGGUAGAGAAGUUUGUCCCUGAAGCUGCAGAGAUCACAGCUAGUGUGAAAGAUCUUCCAGGGCUGAAGACCCCUGUGGGCAGGGGGAGAGCCUGGCUCCGACUAGCACUAAUGCAGAAGAAACUUUCAGAGUAUAUGAAGGCCCUGGUCAACAGAAGGGAACUUCUCAGUGAAUUUUAUGAACCGAACGCGCUCAUGAUGGAGGAGGAGGGUGUCGUAAUUGCUGGCCUCUUAGUAGGCCUGAACGUCAUUGAUGCCAAUUUCUGUAUGAAGGGUGAAGACUUGGACUCUCAGGUCGGCGUUAUUGAUUUUUCUAUGUACUUAAAGGAUGGAAGUAGUAGCAAAGGCACUGAGGGAGAUGGUCAAAUUACUGCAAUUCUGGACCAGAAGAAUUACGUAGAAGAACUCAAUAGACAUUUAAGUGCCACUGUCAACAAUCUGCAGGCAAAGGUUGAUGCUUUAGAAAAAUCCAACACAAAACUUACUGGGGAGCUUGCUGUUGCAAACAAUAGAAUUAUAACACUGCAAGGAGAGAUGGAGAGAAUCAAAGAAGAAAGUUCAUACAUGAUGGAGUCCAACAGAAAGGUAACCAAACAGGACAGAACUGCAGAUGGGCACGCCUUGAGCGAAGCACGGAAACAGCUGAAGGAGGAAACGCAGCUACGGCUGGAUGUGGAAAAAGAACUGGAGGUGCAGAUCGGAAUGAGGCAAGAAAUGGAGCUGGCCAUGAGAAUGCUGGAGAAAGACGUUUGCGAGAAGCAAGACGCCCUGGUGGCGCUCAGGCAGCAACUGGACGACCUCAGGGCCCUCAAACAUGAACUUUCUUUCAAGCUGCAGAGUUCAGAUCUGGGAGGGAAACAGAAAGCUGAGCUAAACAGCCGCUUGGAGGAGAAGACGAAUCAGAUGGCUGCGACCAUCAAACAACUUGAACAAAGAUUGCAGCAGGCAGAGAAAGGGCGCCAGUCCCUGGAGGAGGACAACCGUCUCUUCAAGCAGGAGUUCGGGGAGAAGAUCAGCAGCCUUCAGCUGGAGGCGGAGCAGCUCAGGAAGCAGCGGAGCCAACUCGAACAGGAAUUGAAACGGGUACGAGACCGGGGGUCGCCUUCUCGCUACGGGGUUCAGGAGAACAAGAGCUCGCAUGGCCAAGGCAAGGACUUCCCAAAGACCGGGUCAAAAAUGGAUCCUGGAAGCAAACUCCUGGAGGGAGAUUCUCCGUGGAGAACGCCCGUGAAGCAGGAGAACGCAGUGCUUCCCGUCAAGGCUCCACCUAGUGGACAAGAAGGGCACGAGCAGACUGCCGGCCCCGGGAAGUCAGAGCUGUGCCAAUUGUGUCAGGAAGAAAGCACUCGGAGCCAAAAGAAGAACGUUUGCAAGAACUGCGGCGGGAUCUUCUGCGAGGCCUGCUCUGCGAACGAACUGCCUCUCCCGUCCAGCAUCAACCCGGAACGUGUCUGCAACCGGUGUCACAAGCACUUGAUGCAGCAGUAUUCUGCAAGCCCCUCAUAAAGACCAGGGAAUGAAUGCGCUGCCAAAUGUUGCUCGUGCGCGCUGGCCGAGCUCCACUGUGAAACGCUGUGUCUUCCAAAUGUCUCUGCAGCCGUUUGGAGAGAUUUUUGAGAGCGCUCCUGCAGAACCAGAGAGCCCCGGGGUGUGCUAUAAUUGCAUCGGCAAUCAGCCUUCUAACUGUAAAUGUUUAAGGACCCUUGGUGAACCAUCCUUGGAAGAGUUUUGCCCGGUCUCCUGUCUCUGCUGUGAAGGUGUUCUGUGCUCUUGAGCAUCUACAUUGGGAGCCGAGUGCUGCGUGUUGUUUGUCUUUGCAGGCACAAAAGACACUGUUGAACUGCUUGUCCAUGAAUCGGGAGGCACAACAGAGUGCCCAGCAAGGGGCAAGAGUGCAAACCAUGAGCCUGUGGAAAGACACGUGACAGGGGUCUUUUCUCUCCAGUGUACUUCUCCUGGGAAGGCAGCUGUGCACAUGGGCAUGUCUUGCACUCGUUCCUGGAAGCCAGGCGAACUAGACAGGUCCAGCAUAAGCCACAUGUACUUCCUUGCUUGUUUAUGGGGCUCACACACUCACCUGACUUCCUAAGAGGGAGCUAGUGAAUGCACAGACUCAUGCGAUCUGUAAUAUCUCUGAGUUGCACAGCUCUCUCAGAGUGGGGAGGCAUUUGCUAACCAGUGGAUACAGGGCACCUAUUCGUAUUCUGUUUUUAAAGCAGCCUCUCUGGAUCACCUCGUUGGGAGGCCCGGAGAUGGAAUUGCGUAACUCCUGAAAACAAAUUAGAGGCAACUGUGUCCAGUUAGAGAGCGCCCCCCCCACCCCCAGAGCUGUUAACUUUGACCUGUUUCUGCCAAUUAACUUUUGUUGAGGCUCUGAUUUUGCAGAUGUGCUGCUCAAAAAAAAAAAGGAAACGAAUUCCACCAAGCUCCUUGAGGGAGAACGUGUGAUGUGUGAAUUGCACUGCAUUUUUUUUUUAAAACCUGCACAGUUGUCGGCAAGUUUGCUAUCGAAAAUUUGGCCAAGAUCUUUUCCUUUCUAAACUGCCCAGGAGUAGCCUAAGACACCGGUUUUUGCGGGACCUCUAGGGGGCGCCAGCCAAUUGUGAAUUCUCUGAGCCACUGGAGUGGAACUUGAAUCCUGAAUGUUUUGCCUGCUUAAGUGAAAAACUGCACCGUUUGCGCAUCGAGGCUGUAGAGGCAGUAGGACCGUAUGGAUUUGCUCAUGAAAAAAACUAGGGUGAUUUCAUAGAGAGAAGGUGGGUAAUUUCGUCACUGUAAGCUAAUGGAUUUUAGGAAGGUCAGCAGCGUGUUACACUUCUUAACAGAGCGCUGGCCGCUUCGUAGUUCCAAAGAGGCUGCCGCUUCUCUUGGGCCUUUCUGCAGCCAUCUUGGUGAACCACAUCACAUGCUCUGUGGGCGGAGGGCCCGCUAACUGGAAACUUGCAGCAUGUAAUUGAAUGUGUCGGCGGCUAGUGUUUCACUGCUGUUAUGUUUAUGUUGUGCGGACAAUCAAAUG